Molecule: messenger RNA, 1370 nt
Organism: Mytilus californianus (California mussel)
Lineage: Eukaryota; Metazoa; Mollusca; Bivalvia; Mytilida; Mytilidae
Exons: 8
Coding region: 177-1304 (375 amino acids)
Source: RefSeq, a predicted model, not a curated record
ACACUGGGUAGGGUUAGCUUGUCCCGUACGCUGAUGGGAUCUUUAUGUAAGAGGCUGUUGUCGAUUGAUGCUGUCUUUGGAGGCGUAAGAAAUUUAGGUUUUGGGAAAGAAGAACUCUUAAGGUCAAAGUUCAAGGUCAAGACAGCAGCUGAACUGAAAUUUUGGAAUGCUGAAAGAUGCAGUGCAUCAGUAUUGCCAGUAAAAGUCAUCAUAUUUACUUUAAAUGUGAACUAACAAGACAGUUCAGGAGUCAUAUGAAAUUUCAAUAUAGAAACCUAUUAACUUCAAGCAGACUUGAGAACCAACAGUUAACAGCUGAUAAACUGCCUCAUCAGCCAGAAAAUAUUGUUCAUAAUAAUCUUACACUUCCUGUGAAAUUUAAGUCAACAGAUCCACAAAAAGCAGAAGAUAUUGCCGUUAAAUUAAAUUUACGUACCACAUACAGACAUGAUACUUCACCAAGUGAUCCCGUAGUCUUAGCGUUACAUGGUAUGCCAGGAGACGGUGGUGACUUUCACAACCUGUCAUUACAGUUAGCUAAACAUGGCAUGAAAUGUAUUGCACCAGAUUUUCCAGGUUGUGGUGAAAGUAGACUACCAGCAAAUGAAGUGUAUAGUAUUGAUUAUAGUCCGACAGGAAAAGCAGACAUGUUAAAUAGGAUUUUAGAUGAAUUAAAGCUUGAAAGAGUGGACAUUCUUAUCUCUCACAGUGCUGGAUCUUUUCUUGGAUUUAGAGCAGCAGCUGAAAAUGAUAGAAUUAAAUCUGCAGUAUUCUUGAAUUUUUUAGGAGGUAAACCACACAGAUAUGCCAGACCUCACAAUCUUAUACUGUUCCUUUCAAAGUUUCUGAAGAAUCCUAGGAUACAGCCAUUUUAUACUCCUCUGUUGCCAAAGUUUUAUGAAUUAAUUGGUUUUGCCAGGUAUGAUGUGCAACCAUUACAAGUUGCUGUUGAAAAUGUUGCUACAGCUGAGUUUGAGAAGAUACUAGAUCAUAUGGAAACAAUUAAAAACAAGAAAAAGCCAGCUAUGUUUUGCUUUGCGACAACAGAUAAAUUAGUUGAACUUGACAUUCCAUACAACAUUCUAAAUCAUGUUGGCAUAAAGGAUUCUGACAUCAUAAAGCUAUGCCGAGAAAACAAUAUUAAAGAACCACCCAGGGAAAUAGCUGAAGAAAUUAACAAAUCAUUGACAGAGUGGUACUACAAAGCUGUACAAUUUGAUAGAGGUGGACAUUUGUUACAAAAGACACAGAUUCCAGAAUUGACAAAACAUAUAACAGAUUUAAUCAAAUAUGUGCCUAGAUAAUGUUUGUAAAAUAAAUACAUAUCUUUAGUACAUAACUUAUAGAAAUUAAUUUGAAUUCUUAAAAUC